GCCAUGGCAGCCAAACAGUCAUUUCCGCCUAGAGUCCGCCGGGGGGUGUGAAGUAUCCCAGAAAGCAUCUGUGGCAAGAGUUGUACACGCAAAAGAGGAAACCAUGGAGAAAGGGGAAGAGACGAGGCGAUGAGAAGCACAGAGAAAUAAAGAACACGUCAGGAUGAAGACGAGUACCGUGUCUCUAACCGUCUGGUUUGCUCAGGUUCUAACUCUCUGUGCUCUUCAUGAAACCCACACAGACCUUCUGACCACACCGGAGCUGGACGUCUCCACGACAACCUCACAAACAAUAACAAUAACGAUGACCACAGUGAUAUCAGUAGAGGAGCUGAUGUCAGAUGGGACUCCACCUCUGACUCCCACACCGGAGCUGAGAGGCUCUAUGGGCUCGCUGGAGGACGACAGGAGAAACAACACCAUCAGCACCUCUGACCACAACAUCAUGAGUCUCACAGAGAUGACCAUCUCUACAAACACCACGAGUGUCACGAAUGAAUACCAUGAAACAGGAACCAGCCCUGAAAGCACGAGUAGAAACAUUCAAAACACGACUGAGAUCUCGAUAUCCGGAACGUCUGUCCAGCUGGACCAUGAUGUACAAACAACAACAUCUGCAAGUUGGACAGAAAACAGAACAAGCGAUACUGAUGAAGCAAACAUCACCACUCAGUUGCCUCUGGUUUACUCAACACACCAGACUGAUGUAACUCAAACUGCAGGAAGUUAUGGCACAACAGGCAAAAGUCCAGCUCCAUCUACAGCAGGAACCUCUCUGGAGAUACUUUCUACAAAACAAACACCUACAGAUGCCACCACAAACACCACCACACCUGCAGAAACAUCUGGACAUAUCAGUAUACCAGUAACACCGGUCCAUUCUACACAAGUGACCAGCGGUUCCACAGAUAACACAAAGGAACCCCUGCUGUCAACUACCGAGAUGAUGGACUGGAAAACUCAGGAGAACACAGAAGCUCUCACAACAACUCAAGGAACUGUGCACGAUGACACGACAAAUACAACUUGGAGAGCAUGGCCUUCAAACACAGAAGACACGUGGAGCACCAACAGCACCAUGCUCAGGAACAUCUCCACAGCAGGGACAGAGACACCACGCUGGACGAACUGCUUCAGCGUGGACUCAUCAUCUCAGCAUCGCCGGUUCUCAAACCUGGUCUGUUUCAUCACACUCUGGAGUCUCGCGAUGAUGGCAUCCAUCUUCCUGGGUCUCACCGUGUUCCUGUGGGUGCGUCUGUCCGUCACAAGAAAGAGGGCGAGACUCAGGGGCCGAGGACGAAGGGACAGAACCGCGAAGGAGAAAGAGAGCUUGUGGGCGGAGCCGGACUCAUCCAACGAGGAGAGAGUGGAGUUCUGGUAUGCCAAUGGAACCACAGUGGAGGAGAACAAGAAAAGAAACAGAUUGAGACGAGUGAAGACAAGGAAGAACGAAGAGGAGCAGAUGGACAUGUGGAUCCAGCCGAAGGUUACCAUGAAGGACAUCACGGAGUUCUGGUACGCAAAUGGGAGAGUGAGACACGAGGAGGAGACCAUGUGAACUCAACCAGGAAUGAGGGAGAGAGAGAGACAGAGAGAGGAGGAGUCUGUGUCUAACAUAUCACCCUCCUCCUUAUUCCCCACAAACAUCAGAGUGCAUUAUGGGUAAUGCCUCCACUUUAUAGAGUAUUUGAUUUGCAUUGUGGGACUUUAUAAAGUUUCUGCUCCAAACGACUUCACAGACAAAAUAGUGCACUAUGUAGUGAGUAGGGAGCAGUGAUGAGUGUGUGUCAGCUUCAUGAUAAUGUAACACACA
This is a messenger RNA of Hemibagrus wyckioides, 1813 nucleotides long. Its product is annotated as mucin-2. The transcript is spliced from 2 exons. The coding region runs from base 164 to 1558 and encodes 464 amino acids. NCBI's taxonomy places the organism in Eukaryota, Metazoa, Chordata, Actinopteri, Siluriformes, Bagridae. The record is from RefSeq and is a predicted model, not a curated record.